GGGAAACCUGACUGUCUCCUGCUGGCAGAGCAGACAUACAGACCAGUGUAUUGAAUUUCAUCCAGCAGGGAGAAGACAGGAUUCGAACUGCCUACAACAACAUGGAGAAAUCUCCUGAACACAGAGCUGAGAUACUUUCCUGUCGCUAUGGCAAAACACCACGGGCAAGGCAGAUUGUACAAGACAGAGUUGAUUUUGGCUUAUGGCUCCAGAGACGUGAGGUCCGUCGUGUCAAGGAAGUCUGGAAGCAUGGGGCGGGCAUGGUGGCUGCAGCAGGAUGCUGGGAUGGUGGUGGGAUGCUGAGAGCCCACAUCUUGGACCACAAGUAUAGAGCAGAAAGCAAACUGGAAAUGGCAUGGGUCUCUCAACUCUCAACGCCACCUCCAAGGACAUGCUUUCCCACAGCAGCACACUUCCUGGGCCUCCAAGCAGUGCCACCAACAGGGGACAAGAUGUUCAAAUGCCUGAGACUGCGGGACGUUCUCUCUAACCAGGUCCUCACUUCCUUCCCUUCCCUUCCUUUUACCUGCCCUCCUUCUCCUCUAUCCCCUGAGCCGCAUCCUCAACCCCUGUCUCGUCUUCUUUUCCACGGUACCCUACGACAGCUGGGACAGGAUGGAGAAGCCUCGUCUCUGGGUUCUCACUGCGUCUGCAAUAGCAGUGUGAGCAGGCAGCUGCCUCCCGUAUCCCACUGCUGCAUUUCUGGGACUCGGGAUCACAGGGCAGGGGCGCGAGAAGGCACUGCAGAGGGAAACGUCUUGCCAGCAAGAAGAUGGAACUCAUAGCUAGUGACCAUGUGUUGCUUCUUACCAUUGCUGCGUAACGAAUAAACCCAACAGCUUUGUACCACAA
Peromyscus leucopus (white-footed mouse) is the source of this 852-nucleotide messenger RNA. RefSeq lists its product as uncharacterized. The record is from RefSeq and is a predicted model, not a curated record. NCBI's taxonomy places the organism in Eukaryota, Metazoa, Chordata, Mammalia, Rodentia, Cricetidae. The coding region runs from base 102 to 785 and encodes 227 amino acids. The transcript has 2 exons.